GUGAGAGAGAGCGCGUUGAAAUAUACAAUAUACAAGCGAGUAGCCAACAUGUUUGAUUAAGCUUCUAAAAUGAGUGGUCAUGAUGUGCAAACCAUGAUGUAACUGCUAGCCAGACAUCACUGUGCAUUGAAUGGACUCCCGUCACCCUCUAAGUAAAAAUAUUUGUUGUUUUUUUUUUUUUUUAACAGCCCUUCUUCUUGCCUUCUCCGGCAUCCCAGCAGCAACGCCCUGCAACAUCCCUGACCGGCGUGCGCAUCCAGAAGCGUCGAGCGACCGGCUCGACGGCUGCACACGUCGAGCUACUGUUGCAGCAUCUCAGUUCGCAUCCUGUGGCGCCAUCCCACAAGCCUCGAGGAGGAUCAUCAUCGUCCUCCUCUUCGUCAACAUCGACUGUACUCUCAUAACGAAUGGAUGCCAUACGAACGGGAUCACAGUGGGGUGAAGCAGGGCAAGAUUUUAAACUCAGGAAUUGCCAGUGCAGAGGAUGCAGGAUGAUGAUGAUGAUGUUGACAUGAUGAGCAGCUGCCGCACCCCGGGAGAUAUUUUGACAAAAGAAGAAUCCCUUCUCCUUUUUUCCCACUGAACUGGAUUCUCCGUCAUAGCACCGGCUGGGACUGUUUGUUGGAGCUUCUGAUGUGCUGGGAUUGUGUUGUUUUUUUCCUGAAGGUGUACCUCCUGCGGACUGUUGCUAUCCCAUCCUGACAGGCGUCUCACUUGCUUAUUUCAACACACAACCAUAACAUGGCAGAGAAGACGAUGGAGCAGGGCUCCGUCAGCAUCCCCAUGGAGGAAACCAAGCUCCACAGCGGGGCCCCCCAGGAGGCGCCCCUGCUCACCCACCUGAAGAAAGUGGAGAAUCACAUCACCGAGGCCCAGCGAUUCUCCCACCUCCCACGACGCUCUGCUGUGGACCUGGAGUUCAACGAGCUGUCCUACACCAUUCGCGAGGGUCCCUGGUGGAGAAGGAGAGGUUACAAAGCCCUCCUCAAGUGUCUUUCUGGAAGAUUUAACAGCAGAGAGCUUAUUGGCAUCAUGGGGCCAUCAGGGGCGGGGAAGUCCACCCUGAUGAAUAUCCUGGCAGGAUACAGGGAGACAGGCAUGAAGGGCCAAAUCCUAGUGAAUGGCCGCCCGAGAGACUUGCGAACCUUCCGGAAGAUGUCCUGCUAUAUCAUGCAGGAUGACAUGCUGCUGCCGCACCUCACGACUAGGGAGGCCAUGAUGGUCUCUGCCAAUCUGAAACUCAAUGAGAGCAUGCAGGUCAAAAAAGAACUUGUGCGUGAGAUACUGACAGCUCUAGGGCUGCUGGACUGCGCUCAAACACGUACCAACUCUCUUUCGGGGGGUCAAUGUAAAAGACUUGCCAUUGCCCUCGAGCUGGUCAACAAUCCUCCUGUCAUGUUCUUCGAUGAGCCCACAAGUGGACUGGACAGCGCGUCGUGCUUCCAGGUGGUUUCCCUCAUGAAGUCGCUGGCUCAGGGAGGGCGGACAAUCAUCUGUACCAUUCAUCAGCCCAGUGCCAAGCUCUUUGAAAUGUUUGAUAAGUUGUACAUCCUCAGUCAAGGUCAAUGCAUAUACAAGGGAACAGUCCCUUACCUCAUCCCUUACCUGAAGAACCUGGGCCUCCACUGCCCAACAUAUCACAAUCCUGCUGAUUUCAUCAUUGAGGUGGCAUCAGGAGAGUAUGGAGACUUGAAUCCGGUGCUGUUCGAGGCAGUCCAGGGUGGGCUGUGCUCUGAGGAGGGCAAGAAGAACUCAAGAGACAAGAGUGACCCCUCCUGUCACUCCCAGUGCCACAGUGACACAGGAACCCUCGAGAAACAUAGCUUUGCCACCAGUACAUUCACACAGUUCUGCAUCCUCUUCAAAAGAACCUUCAUUACAAUCUGCAGAGACACGGUGCUGACCCACCUCCGAGUGAUGUCCCAUCUGUUGAUCGGAGUGCUGAUCGGUCUGCUUUAUCUCAAAAUCGGCAACGACGCCAGUAAAGUCUUCAACAACACGGGUUUCCUCUUCUUCUCCAUGCUCUUCCUCAUGUUCGCUGCUCUGAUGCCCACCGUUCUAACUUUUCCUCUGGAAAUGUCUGUGUUUGUAAGGGAACACCUCAACUACUGGUACAGCCUCAAGGCCUACUACUUGGCAAAAACAGUGGCAGAUGUACCAUUCCAGGUGAUUUGUCCAAUCAUGUACUGCAGUAUCGUGUACUGGAUGACUGAACAGCCUCCAGAGGCUGGUCGCUACCUGCUCUUCGUGGCCUUGUCCACAUCUACAGCCCUGGUAGCCCAGUCUCUAGGGCUGCUUAUUGGCGCUGCGUCCACGUCUCUGCAGGUAGCGACAUUUGUAGGUCCGGUGACAGCCAUACCUGUGCUACUCUUCUCUGGCUUCUUUGUGAAUUUUGACACCAUUCCCAAAUACCUACAGUGGAGCUCCUAUGUCUCUUAUGUCAGGUAUGGAUUUGAGGGCGUGAUACUCUCCAUCUACGGGAUGAACCGCACUGAACUUGAGUGUCCGGGUCUGGUGUGUAAAUUUCAAAAGCCAGAGGAGGUCCUGCAACUGUUGGAUGUGGAGGAUGCAAAGCUCUACGUCGACUUCAUGGUGCUGGGCGUUUUCUUCUUGAUUCUCAGACUGGCCACCUACCUGGUCCUGCGGUACAAAGUCAAGUCAGAGCGUUGAGCAGAUCAUUGAAAAUAUCAGUUCAACGUUAUCCAUAAAACUGCUUGUUACUUCAUGAAAACACUUCCUCUCUUAGUUGUUUCAUUGUUUUUACAAUCACUAUCACUGUCUAGGAGGAUACUGACCAUUCAUGAACAAUGACUGAAAACACGAAAAGCAUGUUUAUUUAAACUAAGGACCAGGAAUGCGUGCUUGUUUCCAGGAAAGUGCCACAUCAAUUCAUACCAAUGCUGGUAAACCAUCUUGGUGCAGGAACGUCCAAGUACUUGUUUCCCCUCAAUGCCUGGAUAGUAAACCCGGAUUGGUGUUUAAUCGGAUAACACCCAUCCCGAUGCCCAGAUUUCAAGAAUAAUACAUUCCAGAGAAAGUGGAAACUAUAAGUGCCAGAAUUUUGUCAGCUUCUCACUUUUCUUGAAGAGAUUUUGGCUUUUCCUUUUUUUUGAGAUACAAUCCUGACAUAACAACUGCCACAGGAUGACUUUCCAUUUCAGGGAUGGAUCAUUUUUGCAGCAUGAACAUGGCAUUUGGAUGCGGCUGAAGGACUUGUAAAGAUGUCAUUGUCAGAGACUCGUCUGGAAUAAUCAUUCUGCUGUCAGUACUUUGACUCUGAGCCUGCUCCUUGUUUGUACCGGGAAGCAUUCACAGAGACAACCAUAAUGUGAAAACAGGCAUGACAGCUGCUUCCGGCCUGAUGAGCUAACUUAAAUGUACUGGCUGCAAUUAGAAGAAGUGCAAUAGCCAUGGUUAGAAAAAAAGAGAUGCUCAUCUUUUGAAGCAAUCCUUCCAAGUACUUCUUUCCUCCUCCGUGAGCUGCAUAUUUUUGUCCUCUCUCUCUCUCUCUCUCUCUCCCCAUCACUCGGCUUUGCUGAUGUCUGACUGAUGUGUAUUUUCCAAAAACAAUGCAAGAUACUUGAAAUGCUGGCUGGGCGGAUUGUGUGCCUCUGAACUAGAAUGAUAUGAGCUUUGUCUGCUUCAGUGCUCGAUGUUUGCGCACACAAUUUAUAUCAGCAUACAUGCCUGUCUGUCUCACACACACACACUCACACACACACACCUACACACACACACACAAACACACACACGUGCAUCCUUGUUCCAGGGCAAUGCAACUCUUUUUCAGUAGACUUGCAAUGAAAUAUUUCUUACUCAAUCUAUGCUACUUAGUAAUCCUUAUUAUAUUGCAUAAAACAAUGUAGGCAUAUAAUCAACAAUUGUACAGUGGCUAUGUUAUGCUGUGAAAAAAAUGUACAAUGCACUUUUCGAUAUAUGCUUUAUUAUUAUUAUUAUUUAUUUGUAUUUAUAAUUUUAUUUUUUGAAAGCUUAAAGCUUGGCAAGCACUGCUUGGAAAGUAUAACGAGAAAACAGCAACAGAAUGCUGCCUGUUCACUGUAUAGGAACAGAAAUGUCAUGGUAUAAUUAUGUCCCCAUAUAAAUGUUAGUAUUGGAACAUGUUAGGGGGCAGAUGCAAAACCUUUUAAAAACCUGAGGAACCUCAAGUGUGAAUGAAAAAUGAAGGCAUGAAAGAUAAUGUGGAGAUGCAAUCAAUAAAUGAGGGCAAGGAUAUUGAAUAAUAAUAAUUGUUAUUAUUAUAACGAUAAUAGUAGUAAUAGUAGUACAGGUAUUAUUAACAUGAAUUGUGGAUAAUUAACAAUGAUAGAUAAUUAAAUAUAAUAUUUUUAAGAAACAAGUGUAAUAAUGAUUGUUCCAUAUGACUAAAACAGCCAGCGGUGGUGUCUUAUUUCAGAGAUAUGAUAUGAAUUGCAACUCCCUUUCCGGAAAGUAAUACAGUAGCCUGAUUGUGUCAUUAUAGCAAUAGAAAACAUUGUGACUGCUUGAUUGUUGAACAUCCCACUGCUUUGGCGUCAUGAAUAUGUUUUUUUUUUUUACAAACAUAUUUAAGCACUUUAAUUUAUUGACAAUGUUAUUACCGUAUGUGCAACAGUAAUCCAAAUGUAUUGUAAUGCAUUGUAGAAAGAUUUUUUUGUUUCAGGUGUAUGAACGGGGGUGACUUUUAGGGAUAAAAGCAGAACAACUAAAAUUUACUGUAGAUGGGUACUUCAAAUGAUGUUAAUGCCAUCGGGAAGAUGUUGCCUUUUAAUGCCAGACCCCGUCAGGAUAAUUAGCUCUCAAGUGCAGGAAAUUGCGGCUGUACAGGAAAUAUUACAUAGUCAUUUUAUUGCCAACACAACAGAUAAGUGUUUUUACCGUCCUCAAAUUAGAUGAAAACCCAUAGCUGCCUGCUGACUCUGCAAGAUGUAAAAAAAAAAAAAAAAUGCAGAAGAAGAAGAAAAAAAGAAGCAGAUCGACCCAGGAACAAUGCAGCAGUGUUGGAAGUCAUUAACCAGUGUAAGAAAGCCUUGGCUUCUGCAUGUUUGAAGACUUACGCACCAAAGAUGGGAAAAACAAGAAUAUUGUCUCCUCUGCUGCAAAUUCUACAUUCAUAAUGGCUGCACUUCUCACAGGGAUUAUGUUGCCUCAUCAGUUUCCUAACCAAAGAAAAUGUCCUAAAUAGGCUUUCACUGAUACAUUUAUGCAGUCAUUAAAAUAUCAACUAUUCCAACAAUGGCUGGAACAAUUCAAUCCAAUUUUACAUUCUCCUAAACUGGUGUUAUUAUAAGUCUAUUGGGUACGCCACCACGGCAUUUAGCUCCACUAAUUGAAUCAGAUCAUGUAUCAUAUCAGCAGUAUUAAGGGGUUUUGGAAUUGAAUCAAGAUGCAGCAUAUAAAUGCAUGUUCAAAGCAGAAAGUACAAAACUUUUCAUUCAGCUUUCAUUGCCAUAUUACUGUUCCACCUGUCACCGGAAUUUUCCUCGUGUGAGAUUUAUUUGUGUACAGAUCUUCUUAUGUACAAACCUUGUGGCAGAAUCUUGAAAGGCUGUUACAAAGUUUUUGUCUGUUAUGAUUUGUGUGUCAUUUACUGUCCACCCCCCCUUCCCCUCACCUAAUUUAUGAACAUGCUAGUUCUGUAUACUGAAAGCUGUUCUAUCAUUAUAAUAAAACUCAUUUAUAACCUU
Messenger RNA from Dunckerocampus dactyliophorus (ringed pipefish), 5684 nucleotides. RefSeq names its product ATP-binding cassette, sub-family G (WHITE), member 4a (gene abcg4a). Gene Ontology annotation, cellular component: plasma membrane. The transcript is spliced from 15 exons. Gene Ontology annotation, molecular function: ATP binding; ATP hydrolysis activity; ABC-type transporter activity. Lineage: Eukaryota; Metazoa; Chordata; Actinopteri; Syngnathiformes; Syngnathidae. The record is from RefSeq and is a predicted model, not a curated record. The coding region runs from base 742 to 2670 and encodes 642 amino acids.